AGAGUCAGAGAUGCCGCUGAUAGUGAAAGAUCACACAUGGACACAAAACCAGAACACAGUUUACAUUUGCGUCCCUUUAAAAGGAGUGAAGACCGCUAACGUUCAUGUCAUCUGCACGGAUGAGUAUCUGAAGGUGAGUUUCCCACCGUUUCUGUUCGAGGUUUUCUUAUUUGGGCCAAUAAAUGAGGAGAAAAGUGAAGCCAGGAUUGGAAACGGUGUUGCAGUUUUCACACUGCAGAAGAGGAGAGAUGAAUUGUGGGAGCAGCUCUUUACAAACAUUGAUAAAGAGAAACAGAAGCAGGUUCGAGAACAAGCAAUUCUCAAAGUUCAGGAGAAAGAAGCAGAAAAGUCUAAAGCCAAAGCCGCCAGGAUUCAACAGGAGAAGAAAUAUGCGCUGGAAACCAUGAUGAAGCUUGAGAAUGAGGAGCGGGACAGGAUUCAGAAGAUGAAGGAUGAAGAGUGUGCGAGAGCCACGGUGGAACUGGAUUUCUGGAGAGAAAAGCAGAGAAAAACAGCAGAGGAAAACGACAACCAGAGAAAGCUGCAAGGAGCCGGCAAGCAUGAAAACAAACCGGUUUAUCAGAAAACAGAGCGUGCAAACGUUACACCUGCAAUCACGCCACUGCUCAAUACUGCCAACACUACAUCUGGGCAGAGAAGCAGCAAACAGAAGCCAAAAGAUCUACCUGCUCCCAGAUCAGCUGGCUGUAUUAAGAUCAGCUUCACUCCACGAGUGUUUCCCACCGCGCUGAGAGAGUCUCGUGUCCCGGAGGAGGAAGAGUGGUUGAAGAAGCAAGCGGAGGCCAGGAGAGCAGUGGACACGGAUCUGGCCGAACUGGAUGAUCUGAGAGAGGAAGAGAGAAACCCAGACUGGCUGAAAGAGAAGGGCGAUAAAUUGUUCAUGGCAGGAAACUUCCAGGCCGCUGUCAACGCCUAUAAUCUCGCCAUAAAACUCAACAGGAAGAUCCCGGCUUUAUUUUCUAAUCGAGCGGCCUGUCAUCUCAAACUGAGAAAUCUUCACAAAGCCAUCGAGGACAGCUCUCAGGCCCUUGAGUUGCUGACGCCUGCGGUCGCUUCAAACGCUGCGGCUCGACUGAAAGCUCAUGUGAGGCGAGGAACAGCGUUCUGUGAGCUCCAGCUCUAUGUGGAAGGUCUUCUGGACUACCAAGCGGCUCUACAAAUCGACCCACAAAAUGAAGCCCUGCGAAAUGAUACAGACAAGAUUCGUGAGGUCAUACAGGGCACCACGUCACCAUCCAGCUCCUAAAAAUCCACAGCAUGCCAACUAGGAUAAUGGGUACAGCUGUAAUCAAUGCAGAAAUGUACCUGAACACACAUGAACAUGUUAUGUUUUAAUGAAACCACACAUAAAGUCUGGUUGGGCUGAAGAAAUGGUUUAUUUAUAUUAACCUUUUACUAAUCGUCUUCCCAAUAAAACUACAUUCACUGUU
Molecule: messenger RNA, 1451 nt
Organism: Megalobrama amblycephala (Wuchang bream)
Lineage: Eukaryota; Metazoa; Chordata; Actinopteri; Cypriniformes; Xenocyprididae
Gene: dnaaf4
Product: dynein axonemal assembly factor 4
Exons: 9
Coding region: 11-1267 (418 amino acids)
Biological process (GO): cilium movement; outer dynein arm assembly; heart development
Molecular function (GO): nuclear estrogen receptor binding
Source: RefSeq, a predicted model, not a curated record